Messenger RNA from Thlaspi arvense, 6158 nucleotides. The record is from the annotation of a GenBank genome assembly. Lineage: Eukaryota; Viridiplantae; Streptophyta; Magnoliopsida; Brassicales; Brassicaceae.
AUGGAUAGGAAAGUAGCAGAAGCAAUCCAUGUCUUGAAUCACGAUCCUGAAUCUUCCAACAGAGUUGCCGCCAAUCAAUGGCUUGUUCAAUUCCAGCAGACUCCGGCCGCUUGGGACGUCUCUACUUCUCUCCUCACUUCUCCGAUUGUCUCUCUAUUCGACCUCCAAUUCUUCGCCGCCCAGAUUCUCCGUCGAAAGAUUCAGAACGAAGCCUCGAAUCUCCAGUCAACAGCUAAAGACGCUCUUCUCAACGCCCUUCUUCUCGCCGCCAAGAGAUACAGCUCCGGUGUUCCUCAGCUCUUGACGCAGAUAUGCCUUGCUCUCUCGGCGCUUCUUCUCCACGCGGAUCCUUAUUCAAAGCCUUUUGACAAGCUCAUGUUCGCACUCCAGAAUCUCCAGGCCCACGAUGAUGGCAAUGUCGUCUUGCUCGAGCUUCUCACUGUUCUUCCUGAAGAAAUAUCUGACACUCGCCAUUCUUCUCAUCACUCUGAUCUUCGUCAAGAGCUGCUCUCGCAUACUUCCAUGGUUCUUGAUUUCUUACUCCAGCAGUCUGAGAAGCAAUUCGCCUCCCCUCUCUAUCCGCAUGACAACAACCGCAAAAUACUCCGUUGCUUACUGAGUUGGGUCCGUGCUGGAUGUUUCUCUGAGAUUCCACAAGGCGCAGUGCCUUCACAUCCCCUUCUUAGCUAUGUAUUUAAUGCUCUGCAGGGUACUACUUUUGAUCUCGCCAUUGAGGUGCUUGUUGAACUUGUGACUCGACAUGAGGAUCUUCCUCAGGUUUUAUUGUACAAAGUACAGUUGCUCAGAGAUACACUUCUAAAACCAGCUCUUAUAAAUGCUGAUCCAAAAGUUGUCUCUGGCCUGGCAUGCUUGAUGUCUGAGAUCGGACAGGCUGCACCAUGCUUGAUUGUUGAAGCAAGUUCCGAAGCACUUAUUCUGACUGAUGCCCUUCUGAGCUGUGUGGCAUUUCCAAGUGAUGACUGGGAGAUUGCGGACUCGACUGUACAGUCAUCUUUUGCGACAUAUAUACUUAGCCUAGGUGGAAGUAGACAGAAUGACAGAAAUCGUGUGAAAGAUAUAUUUCUACCAGUUUUGUCAGCUUUAGUUGAUGCUCUUGUGCUGCGCGCUCAGGUUGAUGAGUUUACCUCCAGUGAUGACAGUCCAGGGCUUGACCUUCCUGAUGGUCUGUUGCAUUUUAGAAAUAAUCUUCUUGAGCUCUUGGUAGAUAUUUGCCAGCUACUUCAUCCUACAACAUUUGUGAGUAAGUUAUUUUUUGGUGGCCUGCCUUCUUCAAAUGUUUCGAUGCCCUUGAGGGAGAUCGAGGCGAAGUUGUUUGCUCUUAAUGCGGUUUCUGAAAUUAUCUUGCAAGAGGGAGAGGCUUUUGAUUUUUCAUUGAUCAUGCAAUUGGUUUCUGCAUUCUCCGUUAGGCCAUCCAGCGAGCUCAAGGGAUCACUGGCAGAUGUUGUUGGCUCCUAUUCAAGAUGGAUCUCUGUUUUUCCAAGCAAUGCCAGACCGUUGCUGUUAUUUCUUGCAGGAGGGAUUUCUGAACCUAUUUGCUCACAUGCUUGUGCCUCUGCUCUGCGUAAAAUUUGUGAAGAUGCUCCAGCUGUAAUCCAGGAAUCAUCAAAUUUAGACAUCUUAAUGUGGAUAGGAGAGUGUUUGGAGCAGUGGAAUUUGGCGUUGGAAGAUGAAGAAGAAGUCAUUAGCGCUAUCACUGUGAUCCUUGGCUCUGUUGCUAACAAAGAGCUACAAAAUAAAUUAUUAACUCAAUUGCUUUCGGCAAGUUACGGAGUUCUCUCAAAACUUGUAGAUGAUGACGCUGAGUCUUCUGGUAGACAGAGUCCAGCCACUUACACACGAAUGUUGAGCUCUGUUACAAGAGGUCUUUACAGGAUUGGAACUGUAUUCAGUCACCUUGCAACAUCUCUGUCAUCUGCAUCCGUGGCAGAUGGUCCAAUCCUAUCUUUGUUGACUGUUUUCUGGCCCAUUUUGGAGAAGCUAUUUAGGUCUGAACACAUGGAGAGUGGCAGUUUAGCUGCAGCAGCAUGCCGUGCUCUUUCAGAGGCAGUUCGGUCGUCAGGUGAGCACUUUAUGCUGCUACUACCCAGUGUACUGGAGUGUCUAUCGAGAAAUUUUCUGUCAUUUCAGAGCCAAGAAUGUUACAUUAGAACAGCCUGUGUAAUCGCUGAAGAAUUUUGUCACAAGGAGGAAUACGGGUCCUUGUUUAUCACUACGUUUGAGAGAUUUACUCAAGCAUCGUCUCUGAUGGGAAUAAAUUCGUCGUACAUUUGCGACCAAGAACCCGAUUUAGUGGAAGCAUAUGUGAAUUUCGCAUCAGCAUUAAUCCGCGGUUGUCAUAAGGAAUUGUUGGGUACUUCUGGAACGCUUCUUGAAAUUUCUUUCCACAAAGCGGCUAUUUGUUGUACAGCUAUGCACCGAGGUGCUGCUUUAGCUGCAAUGUCAUACUUGUCAGGUUUCUUGGAGGUUUCGCUUUCUUCCAUGAUCGAAACGGUGAACUGCAUAUCAGAAGGAUCAUUCAGUGUGGUCUCCGUCCAGGUUGUAUCUCACUGUGGAGAGGGACUUUUGUCUAAUCUAAUCUACGCUCUACUUGGAGUUGCAGCUAUGUCAAGGGUCCAUAAGUGUUCCACAAUACUUCAGCAGUUAGCUGCGAUCUGCAGUUUAUGUGAGAGGACUUCAUGGAAAGGAAUGUUGUGUUGGGAAUCUCUCCAAGGAUGGCUAAACUCAGCGGUGUGGGCACUUCCAAGCGAGUAUCUGAAGCAAGGAGAAGCAGAGAGCAUAGUGAGGGAAUGGUCAGAAGCUCUGGGAGGUGCAGGGAUCGAUUACCUUGAGAACAAAAGCUGCAAUUUUGGAAACGAUAACACUUCAGUAGGAGGAGGAGGAGGAGGAGGAGGAGGAGGAGGAGGACAUAUGCAAGGGAGACACGGUCGAGCACUGAAGCGAUUAGUGAGAGAUUUUGCUGAUUCUCAUCGAAACGAUCCCAAUCUAAAUAUCAAAGUCAAUUCCGCAAAACGGCAAUCAGAAUUUUGGAAAACCCUAGCCGAAUCACUUCUGGGAAGAGACGCCGCCGGAGUCGCUGAUAGAGAGAGAGAGAGAGAGAGAGAGAGAAAAGGUCGGUUUUGAUCUCCUGUUCUCCAUCUUCGACCCCGAGAGACGAAAAUGGCGGAUCAGGAGUCAGAUACGAACAUCGAGAUUUGGAAGAUUAAGAAACUGAUCAAGGGUCUCGAAUCCGCAAGAGGUAAUGGAACGAGUAUGAUCUCUCUUAUCAUGCCUCCUCGUGAUCAGGUCUCUCGUGUCACCAAGAUGCUUGGUGAUGAAUACGGAACCGCUUCGAACAUCAAGAGUCGAGUCAAUCGUCAGUCCGUCUUGUCUGCCAUCACUUCCGCUCAACAGAGGCUGAAGCUCUACAACAAGGUCCCUACCAAUGGGCUUGUUCUCUACACCGGCACAAUCGUUAAUGAUGAUGGCAAGGAGAAGAAAGUCACGUUUGAUUUCGAGCCCUUUAGGCCGAUCAACGCUUCCUUGUACCUCUGUGACAACAAGUUCCACACGGAGGCACUGAACGAGCUUCUAGAGUCUGAUGACAAGUUUGGUUUCAUCGUCAUGGAUGGAAACGGGACGCUGUUUGGAACUCUGAGUGGGAACACCAGAGAGGUUCUUCACAAGUUCACCGUUGAUCUCCCCAAGAAGCACGGAAGAGGAGGACAAUCUGCGCUUCGUUUUGCUCGUCUUAGGAUGGAGAAGAGACACAACUACGUCAGGAAAACCGCAGAGCUUGCUACACAGUUUUACAUCAAUCCAGCCACAAGUCAGCCUAAUGUCGCUGGUCUGAUCCUCGCUGGUUCAGCUGAUUUCAAGACCGAGCUGAGCCAGUCUGAGUUGUUUGAUCCUCGUCUUCAAGCCAAGAUAUUGAACGUGGUGGAUGUCUCUUACGGAGGUGAAAACGGUUUCAACCAGGCGAUUGAGCUGUCUGCUGAGAUUCUGUCUAACGUCAAGUUCAUACAGGAGAAGAAACUGAUUGGGAAGUACUUUGAGGAGAUAAGUCAAGAUACUGGGAAGUAUGUUUUCGGUGUGGAAGAUACUCUAAAGGCUCUAGAGAUGGGUGCUAUCGAGACCCUGAUUGUGUGGGAGAAUCUGGAUAUAAACAGGUACGAGCUGAAGAACAGCACGAGCGGAGAAAUGGUGGUGAAACACUUUGGGAAAGAUCAAGAGACUGAUCAAAGCAACUUCCAUGACGUAGAGACUAACGCGGAGCUAGAAGUCCAGGAGAAGAUGCCUCUGCUCGAGUGGUUUGCGAAUGAGUACAAACGUUUUGGCUGUACUCUCGAAUUUGUGACUAACAAGUCCCAAGAAGGGUCACAGUUUUGCAGAGGUUUUGGUGGGAUUGGUGGUAUGCUUCGUUACCAGCUUGACAUGAGGACAUUUGAUGAGUUAUCGGAUGGUGAACUCUAUGAGGAUUCUGAUUAAAGUGGAAAACUUUUGGUGCUGCUUUCAGAUCGAUACAGCGAGGGAAAUGUGGCAUAAGAUGGAUCUUUUAUCAAGAAAGGGUUUGAAGUUUUGAGAAAAAGAACCGAGAAAUUUAAGUUUUUUUGUUUCCUAUAGAACAUUGAAAAGCUUGUCUCUUUCUUCUCCAACAUUUUUUCCUGUGUUUUUGCUAGACAAUUUUUGUUGUAAUUGGUCCCGUUUUGAGGAUUCUGAACAUCUUUUUUGUUGCUCUAGUUUCUAAUUCUGAAAAUCGAUGGUGAAGAACACGGAGAUGUCGAUUUCUGCGAACCUAAACGGCACCGUUGGGCAUUUUUGAUUUAUAAUAUAAUCUGAAUUAAAUAAUAAUUUAAGAAAUUAGGAUUAUCCAUCUUCGUUCACUCUGCGAGUGAUAGAAGCCGAAUGUAGGGGAGUCGCUUCUCUAGGGCUUCUUCUGAUCGGAAUCGAUGAGAUUUUGAAGCACGAUGGGUACGAGCAGCGACCCGGUCCAAGACGGUUCCGAUGAGCAGCAGAAGCGAUCGGAGAUCUACACAUACGAAGCGCCAUGGCACAUCUACGCAAUGAACUGGAGCGUUCGUCGCGAUAAGAAGUACAGGCUCGCCAUCACCAGCCUCCUCGAGCAGUACCCGAACCGUGUCGAGAUUGUGCAGCUCGAUGAAUCCAAUGGCGAGAUCCGAUCCGAUCCUAAUCUCUCCUUCGAGCAUCCUUACCCACCCACGAAGACCAUUUUCAUCCCGGAUAAGGAGUGCCAGCGACCCGAUCUUCUCGCUACCUCAAGCGACUUCCUCCGUCUAUGGCGUAUCGCCGACGAUCACUCCCGCGUAGAGCUCAAAUCGUGUCUCAACAGCAACAAGAACAGCGAGUUCUGUGGCCCUCUCACUUCCUUCGACUGGAACGAAGCUGAGCCACGCCGGAUCGGAACAUCAAGCACCGAUACGACUUGCACAAUCUGGGACAUCGAGCGUGAAGUUGUUGAUACUCAGCUUAUUGCGCACGACAAGGAAGUCUUCGACAUUGCUUGGGGUGGAGUCGGCGUCUUCGCUUCCGUCUCAGCUGAUGGAUCAGUGAGAGUCUUCGAUCUCCGUGACAAGGAACAUUCCACGAUUAUCUACGAGAGCUCUGAGCCAGACACUCCUUUGGUGCGUCUCGGGUGGAACAAGCAGGAUCCAAGGUAUAUGGCCACCAUUAUCAUGGACAGUGCUAAAGUCGUGGUGCUCGACAUUCGUUUUCCAGCUCUUCCUGUGGUGGAGCUUCAGCGACAUCAGUCUAGCGUCAAUGCCAUAGCUUGGGCUCCUCAUAGCUCUUGCCACAUCUGUACCGCGGGAGACGAUUCACAAGCUUUGAUUUGGGAUAUUUCAUCCAUGGGACAGCACGUCGAAGGUGGUCUUGACCCCAUUCUCGCUUACACAGCUGGUGCUGAGAUUGAGCAGCUGCAAUGGUCUUCUUCUCAGCCUGAUUGGGUCGCUAUUGCAUUCUCCACGAAGCUGCAAAUCCUCAGGGUUUGAUCCUUUUUUUCUUCAUUUAGCUUCUGAUCUCUUGUGACAACAGGGUACCUCGUUUUCAAUCGUGUUAAAGAGGUCUGCUUUCUCUUGUUACUAUCCUCAAGAUGUAAAGCUAAAAGUUUCCACUGACUGUUCUUCAACGUAUUAAUGAAUCUG